AUGGCGCCAACGAAGGCCGAGAAAAAACCAGUCGCAGAGAAAGCUCCGGCGGAGAAGCAGCCGAAGGCCGAGAAGAAGAUCCCCAAGGAAGGCGGCGUCGAAAAGAAGAAGAAGAAGGUGAAGAAGAGCACCGAGACGUACAAGAUCUACAUCUUCAAGGUCCUGAAGCAAGUGCACCCCGAUAUCGGGAUCUCGAGCAAGGCCAUGGGGAUCAUGAACAGCUUCAUCAACGACAUAUUCGAGAAGCUCGCGCAGGAGGCCUCGCGAUUAGCUCGCUACAACAAGAAGCCCACCAUUACGUCGCGGGAGAUCCAGACCGCGGUCAGGCUGGUCCUGCCCGGUGAGCUCGCCAAACACGCCGUUUCCGAGGGCACCAAGGCCGUCACCAAAUUUACCAGUUGUUAA
This is a messenger RNA of Prunus armeniaca (apricot), 405 nucleotides long. Lineage: Eukaryota; Viridiplantae; Streptophyta; Magnoliopsida; Rosales; Rosaceae. The record is from the annotation of a GenBank genome assembly.